GACGGAAGCUCAGUUGGUGUUUCUCCAGAAGUUUCCCCCUUGGGCGGCGGCGCAGCUCUUAACCUCGGUGGUAGCAGCUUUAGCAGCAACAGCGAUCAUUAGGGAUGGCGGCAGCUGCAGCAGGACCUGCAACAGCGCAGAAGUUUUUCCGGAGCUUCUCAGAUGCGCUGAUCGACGAGGACCCCCAGGCGGCGUUAGAGGAGCUGACUAAGGCUUUGGAACAGAAACCAGAUGAUGCACAAUAUUAUUGUCAAAGAGCUUAUUGUCACAUCCUUCUUGGGAAUUACUGUGAUGCUGUUGCUGAUGCAAAGAAAUCUCUUGAACUUAAUCCAGAUAAUUCCAUUGCUAUGCUGAGAAAAGGGAUAUGUGAAUACCAUGAAAAGAACUAUGCUGCUGCUCUAGAAACUUUUGUAGGCGGACAGAAAUUAGAUAGUGCAGAUCCUGAUUUCACUGUCUGGAUUAAAAGGUGUCAAGAAGCUCAGGAUGGAUCACAAUCCGAGGUGUCUGCCUCCCAGAGGACUCAUCAGUCAAAAAUCAAGUAUGACUGGUAUCAAACAGAAUCUCAAGUAAUCAUUACACUUAUGAUCAAGAAUGUUCAGAAGAAUAAUAUAAAUGUGGAAUUUUCAGAAAAAGAGUUAUCUGCUUCGGUGAAACUUCCUUCUGGAGAGGAUUAUAAUUUGAAACUGAGACUUCUUUACCCUAUAAUACCACAACAGAGCACAUUUAAAGUACUUUCAACAAAGAUGGAGUCUGGUGGUACAGUUUUGAGUACCAACUGGUCUGAUGUAGGUAAAAGGAAAGUUGAAAUCAAUCCUCCUGAUGAUAUGGAAUGGAAAAAGUACUAA
This is a messenger RNA of Suricata suricatta (meerkat), 845 nucleotides long. It is a transcript of the gene SUGT1, whose product is annotated as SGT1 homolog, MIS12 kinetochore complex assembly cochaperone. The record is from RefSeq and is a predicted model, not a curated record. NCBI's taxonomy places the organism in Eukaryota, Metazoa, Chordata, Mammalia, Carnivora, Herpestidae. The transcript is spliced from 11 exons. Gene Ontology annotation, molecular function: protein-folding chaperone binding. Bases 105 to 845 code for a protein of 246 amino acids. Gene Ontology annotation, biological process: protein stabilization.